Phacochoerus africanus (Common warthog) is the source of this 6004-nucleotide messenger RNA. RefSeq names its product tudor domain containing 12 (gene TDRD12). Gene Ontology annotation, biological process: germ-line stem cell division; transposable element silencing. Gene Ontology annotation, molecular function: metal ion binding. Lineage: Eukaryota; Metazoa; Chordata; Mammalia; Artiodactyla; Suidae. The transcript has 31 exons. The coding region runs from base 83 to 3883 and encodes 1266 amino acids. The record is from RefSeq and is a predicted model, not a curated record.
UCCAGGUUGCUUCUGGGUUAUUAUAAAAGGAUGUAGUCCCUUUUUAGAUCAUGAACUUGACUAUCAAAAACUAAAUAAUGCCAUGAAUGACUUCUAUAAUAGCAUGCGUCAAGAUACAGAAAUAAAGCCACUAAUGCUGGAAGAAGGGCAGGUCUGUGUGGUUUAUUGUCAGGAACUAAGGUGCUGGUGCAGGGCUGUUAUUAAGUCCAUCGUGUCUUCAGCGGACCAUUACCUGGCAGAUUGUUUCCUUGUGGACUUUGCCAAAUACAUUCCCGUGAAAUCCAAAAACAUCCGAGUUGCAGUGGAGACGUUUAUGCAGCUUCCUUACAGAGCAAAAAAAUUCAGACUAUACUGCACAAAACCUGUCACGUUGCACGUUGACUUCCGGGAAGAUAAUGCUGAGCUUGUACCCUCCAAGAAGUGGGACAGUGCGGCUAUUCAGUACUUUCAGAAUAUCCUAAAAGCGACUACCCAGGUGGAAGCCAAAUUGUGUGCAGUGGAAGAAGAUACUUUUGACGUUUACCUUUAUGUAACUAUGAAAAAUGAAAAGGUUUGUGUUAAUGACGAUCUGGUUGCAAAGAACUUCGCUUGUUACGUAUCGCCCAUGGAGAAUCAAAACCUCGAUUCUUUAAAGAAACCAAGAUUGAAUAUAAAGUCAGCAUCAUUUUCCAGUAAACUCAACCCGGCACUUACUCUUUGGCCGAUGUUUUUGCAAGGAAAAGAUUCUCAAGGGAUGGAAAAUUCACAUGGUUUAACUUUUCUGGCGAAGUCUCUCCAGCAUCCGUGGCCCAAGGGUGUGAGUGACCUCAGGCCAACCUCUAGGAUCUUGGAUAAAGCCGUAAAAUGUAAUAUGGAUUUAUUGCGAAGUUCAUCUAAAAAAAAAUCUGAAAAGAAACAGCGGUGCAUCUCUUUAAAAGAUGUAAAUAAGUGUGUUGAAUCUUCAGUGUACUGGCCAACACAAAGGGACAUAACCAUAUACGCCGAUCCAGAUAUACCAGCGGCAAGUGCUUUAUGUCAGAAGUCAAAUGAGAAACCACUUAGAUCAGCUGAGAAGAAAGAAUACAAUGAGAAGAACGGCUGUGUGAAAUUAUUGCAGUUUUUAAAUCCUGAUCCUUUGAAAACGGAUGGAAUCUCUGAUCUGCAGCAGUUGCAGAAGCUGAAGUCGGGCUCCCGGCAGCCAUUGGUGGUUCUGCGGAACAGGGUGGAGCCCUGCUUGUCUGUUGACGUGGCGCCGCUCUCAGCCGACAUGAAAAAGGCUCUUCAGAAGAAUAAGUUUUCGGGCCCCAGCCACACUGAAUCUUACUCUUGGCCUCCCAUAGCUCGUGGCUGCGACGUGGUGGUCAUUUCUCAUGGUGGAAAUGAUCCUUUGUUGUACCUUCCUCCACUGCUGACGAUUUUGCAAACUGGGGGCUGCUACAAGUCCUUACCAAGUAGAAACGGACCUCUGGCAGUCAUCGUGUGCCCCAGGUGGAAGAAGGCCCAGUUUAUUUUUGAAUUAUUGGGAGACUAUAGCAUGUGCUCCAAGCCUCUUCACCCCAUGUUGUUAACAAUCGGACUCCACAAAGACGAAGCCAAAAACAUGAAGCUUCCCAGGGGGUGUGAUGUAAUUGUUACCACAGCACAUAGCCUCCUGAGACUUCUCCAGUAUCAAAGCUUGUUAUUUCUUCGACUCUGUCACCUAAUUUUAGAUGAGGUGGAAGUUUUAUUCUCUGAAGCUAAUGAACAAAUGUUUGCUAUAUUAGAUAACUUUAAAAAAAAUAUCGAAGUUGAAGAAAGGGAAUCUGCCCCACAUCAGAUCGUCGCAGUUGGAGUUCAUUGGAACAGACACAUAGAGCAUUUAAUCAAAGAGUUCAUGAAUGACCCCUACGUUGUGAUCACAGCCAUGGAAGAGGCUGCCCUGUACGGCAGUGUCCAGCAGGUAGUACAUCUUUGCCUGGAAUGUGAAAAAACCUCCACUUUACUCCAAACCCUUGAUUUCGUUCCACGUCAGACCCAAAAGACCUUAAUCUUCACCUGUUCUGUCGCUGAAACAGAGAUGGUGUGUAAGGUAGUAGAGAGCAGUUCCAUAUUUUGCUUGAAAAUGCAUAAAGAACUGGUUUUUAAUUUGAAAAGUGUCUUAGAACAGUGGAAGAAGAAGUUAAGUUGUGGCUCUCACAUUGUUUUAGCCUUAACAGACGACUGCACACCCCUCCUGGCCAUCACUGACGCCACGUGUGUGAUUCACUUCAGCUUUCCUGCCUCACCAAAAAUUUUUGGUGGACGCCUGUAUUGCAUGUCUGAUCAUUUUCAGAGUUUAACUGAGCAGGGUCGUCCUGCAGAACAGGGAGAUAAAAAAACCAAAUCUGUCUUGCUGCUGACGGAGAAAAAUGCCUGCCAUGCAGUUGGUGUCCUGCGCUAUUUGGAGCGAGCAGAUGCCAAGAUUCCUUCAGAGCUGUAUGAGUUUACUGCAGGGGUUCUGGAAGCCAAAGAAGAUAAAAAAGCCAGAAGCCCUCUUUGUCCAUAUCUUAAGGCUUUGGGUUUUUGCAAAGAGAAAAGGACCUGUCCUGAUCGACACCAUGUCAAUCCAGAAGUAGACAUGCCAAGGAAAUUAUCCAACCAAACACUGCCAGUGUUUGGAUACGUAAAAGUCAUACCCUUUUACAUUUUAAAUGCCACCAAUUACCUUGGUCGUAUAGUUGAUAAACAUGUGGAUCUUUAUGCAACUCUUAGUGCGGAAAUUAAAGAGUAUUUUGAGGAUCCCAGUAAUACAACAGCUGUUGAAAAUGUGGAGAAAUUUGGAUUAUAUGGAUUAGCAGAAAAAACAGUCUUUCACAGGGUUCAGGUGUUGGAGAUGAGCCAAAAACAAGACCCCUGGGCCCUGAAUACUGUCCUGGUGAAGUUUAUAGAUGAAGGCAGGACUGGACUCGCCGCAAGAGACCAACUGCUGCAUCUCCCGGAGCGCUUCCACACUCUGCCCCCGCAAGCCGUGGAGUUCAUCGUCUGCAGAGUGAAACCCGCUGACGAUGAAAUCGAAUGGAAUCCGAAAGUCACUAGGUACAUUCAUCAUAAAAUUAUUGGAAAACUGCAUGAUGCAAAAGUGAUGUUGGCUUUAGGAAAUACAGUUUGGAUUGAUCCAAUGGUGCACAUUACAAAACUUUCAAACUUGAAAACUUCUGUCAUUGAUUAUAAUGUUCGAGCUGAAAUUUUGUCAACGGGGAUGGGCAUCGAUAACCCUGAACAUGUACAGCAACUGAAAAAAUUAUACCAAGACGCUAAGAUGCCGACGUUGGAAGACAGCCUAAGCCAAACUCUGAUGCCGCCUUCAGCAGCUGAUGCUGUUGGUCUGCAGAGCACAGGACCAGAGAGAGGUGCCGACUCUGAGACAGACUCAGAAAACCAAAAGCAGGAAGCUUUACCUGAAAACCCUGGCGAUGCUUCCAGCAACAAAACUACAGAGCCUCCGAAAAGCUUCCACCCACAAAUAAAGUGGUUCCAGAAAGAGGACGUGGUCAUACUGAAGAUAAAAAUAAGGAGUGUAAAAGAUUACAGAUGUAAAUACUUUAGAGACAGAGUGGUUUUCAGUGCCUGGGUGGGAGAGAAACUGUACUUGGCUGAUAUGGAGCUGCAGGCCAGCAUCAUUAAAGACGAUUGCAAAUGCAUAAUUAAAAACGAUGAACCGGUCAUCACUCUUGCAAAAGAGAAAAGGGAGCCUUGGUGCGGCUUGCUCAAACAGAGGAAUCCUAACGUGGCUUUUGAUUUUGACCACUGGGAAGACUGUGACGAGGAUAAAGAGGAGAGCCACUUUUGCACGGUUGUAAAUUCUAAAAACCCGUCUUGCCAAGUGGCAGAGGUGGUUGAGACCAGUGACAGAUCUUCGGAGGAAGAUGCCAGUGACAGUGAAUGAGAAUGGGAAUUGCAACGUGCACCGCGGCUGGAGGACUCUGAACAGGAGCGGACACGGCUCCGAGACUGAGGCCGAGGAGCUGGGCAGUCACGCGCAAACCUUUUGUCACCUCAGAAAGUAUGACUGAGUGUCGCCUUGUGGUGCUGGGAUUAGUAGGGGUGAGAAAUUCUUGAGUGUUUGAAAAGCAGGCUGAUGAUGAGACUGUGGAAGGAAGCGGGAGGCGGAGGUCCUGCUGUCCGUCCUGCCGGACGCCUCUCUCAUUCGAAGCCCACCUGGGCAUCCCGUGGAAUCUGGGUAAAGACUCGCACCGUUGGGUGUUAGGGGUUUUUUUUGUUGUUGUUGCUGUUCCUCUUCAUUGAGACCUGUGUUUGGCACCUUCUUAAACUCCGCUCUCGGGUGUAUGGAUGGAGGUUUGUGACAAUUCAUGCUCAGUGCAGCUUAACAGGCCUCUUCAAGCGGGAGGUGGCUGGAAUCGGGCAUAGCUGUCCUGCACCAGCCCUCCCAAUGUGCUCUGGAUGUUGACAGCCACCCAGGGCAAGGUUGCGUCUUGUCAGGAGAUGGUCCGAGGAUGGAGAGGGGGUUGCCUCGGCAGUGGCAGCCUGACCCAGGGCUUUCUGGAAGUAAAGCGAGUGCUUCUGCAGAUCCCUCUGCGCCUGCAGAAUCCUGGGCAAGCAGGGCACAGGUUCUUGCCCGUGGACACAGAAAAGGACGUGUGGGGUGCCUGGAGGUGACCCGCAGCACACCUGAACGUGGUGAGCCCUGAACACCUCAGGACCCCAUCCCGGGGGGAGGCUGCGGCGCCCAGGGUCACAAGGUCAUCAGGAAAGGUGUAUUGUCCUUUCCGCUUAAGUGUGGGAACACCCCGAGCCGGACUCUUCACAUUAACUGAGCAAGUUAGAAAGAGCAGCUGUUGGGAAGGUUACAGCCUGCAUGUGCUGCUUCAGUGCGCACCUGGAGGCUUUGCCUAGAGGUGGAAAAGAAUGCUGAUUGGGUCCGACUGUUGGGAUGGACCCCAAGAUCUUUGUUCUUCUUCUUUUUUUUUUUUUUUUUGUCUUUCUGCCUUUUCUAGGGCCUCUUCCCACAAGUCUUUGUUCUUCUUGUACAUCAGAAAGCACCUGCCCAAAUGCGUGUAUAUCCCGGGUCUAAGCUACCACCUUGAAUGGGCAGUAAACUCUUGUCAUGUCCCAUGAGCAGGUGUGGGUCACCCCUGGCUCUCAGUUUCCUCAUCUGUAAACAAAACAAAACAAAAAAAAACCUAAACCAAAAACAGCAGUUCUACUCCUCGUGGGGUCUGGCCUUGGGCGGCGAGGGGUGGGAGUGGUGCUGCUGGGCUGGAUGAGGCCACUGCCCUCUGGUGGGUGGACGUGGCGUCCAGCCUGGACAGCUGCCGGGAGUGCGUCCUUGCCGCUGCCGACUCCCGUGGGUUGCAGCCUCUGGCAGAUGGGCACUUGCAGCAUACGUACGGUGAAUGAUGUUCCUUUUUCCUGGCUAAAUUGGGCAAGCUCUUCGGGAAAUGUGAAGGUCCCGUGUCUUUGCCAGCAAAGGUUCUGAUUCUCUGAAGUUGUUGUAAUGUCAGGCAUGUCUGUAGAUAAAGCUUUGCUCCCACGGGGGAGGCCUCCAAGCUGCACUGCUCUCCCUGUACGCUGGCUCCUGUUGUCUCUUUCAUAAAAUGUAGCAAAUAACAGCAAACAGUAGAGUGCACAGGUGUGUUCCCCACGUAUGCAUGUGGGGGUCCUGCUGCACAGGUGUGUUCCCCACGUACGAGUGUGGGGGUCCUGCUCUCAAAGAGGACGCAGGGCCGAUUCCAUCGCACGGCUCGCCAAGAGCUAAAUGAAAGUGCUGGGCAGAGGAGGGCUGCAUGUUUAAAUCUCCAUUUCUUUUUUCAGAUGCUUAAAUUUACGACUGAAGUUCUAACAUUUGGUAAAACAUAGCACACUGACUUGUGAAAUGUAAACAAUUUCUAAUUUUUUUUGUUCUCUACUAUUAAUAUGCACUGAUUUCGUUUUGGGGGAAAAUUUCUGAAAUGCAAGGUAAAAGUACUUUCUGUGCUUCUAAAAUUGCUCAUCUCCUUAGUUGUGUGGAGGUCUGUUGCAGCAUAUCAAUAAAAGUUCAGUGUUUUCA